GGGAACAUGAGCUGAGGAGAGAGAGGAGAGGGAGGGCGGUAGGAGCUGUGGUGGAGAGCUGGAACCCGGUGGCGGUGGCGAUGGUCAGGAUGGAGGAGGUGGCGGUGAAGCAGGGUUUCCUGUACCUCCAGCAGCAACAGACUUUUGGCAAGAAGUGGCGCCGGUUUAUGGCUGUGCUGUAUGGAGAGUCUAGUUGCUCCCUGUCUCGCCUGGAACUCCAAGAGGGCCCAGAGAAGUCCCGUCGAGGAGAGACCACCCGGAAGGUGAUCCGCCUAAGUGACUGCCUGCGGGUGGCUGAGGCAGGUGGGGAGGCCACUGGCCCCAGGGACACGAGUCCCUUCAUCCUGGAGACCAAGGAACGCCUGUACCUGCUGGCGGCCCCCACCGCAGAGCGUGAGGACUGGAUGCAGGCCAUUUGCCUCCUGGCCUUCCCCGGGCAGAGGACGGAGUCACCGGGGCCAGGGGGCAUGAGUGGCAGGCCCUGCAUGGAGGAGAAUGAAUUGUACAGAAGCUCAGCCACAGGGGUCUUCCUUAAGGAGUUUGCUGUGACCAUAAGACCCACAGAAGCCAGUGAGCGCUGUGGGCUCCGAGGGUCCUAUACUCUUUCAGCUGGAAAGAGUGCCCUGGAACUGUGGGGCGGCCCGGAGCCCCGCUCCCAGCUUUAUGACUGGCCCUACAGGUUUCUGCGGCGCUUUGGGCGUGACAAGGUAACCUUUUCCUUUGAGGCUGGCCGGCGGUGUGUCUCUGGAGAGGGCAACUUUGAGUUUGACACCCGCCAAGGCAAUGAGAUCUUCCAGGCCCUGGAAGAGGCCAUUGAUGCUCAGAAGCAUGCCACCCCUCUUGGGCCUGUCCCUCUGCCAACCACAGUGCCUGUGGUACCUGCCAAACUAUCCCAGUCAGAGAGCCCCUAUUCCCGGCCCCACGACUCGCUGCCCUCCCCUGCUGCAGGGACACCGCGGCCCCUGGGCCCCGAGGGGGAGUACGCAGUGCCCUUCGAUGCAGUGGCCCGCUCCCUGGAGAAGAACUUCAGGGACAUCCUGACAGGCCCCGCCCCAUUUGGGGCAGACCCACUGUAUGACAGCAUCGAGGAGCCAGUGGCUCCUCCCCACGACCACAUAUAUGACGAGCCUGAGGGCAUGGGCGCCUUGUCCCUGCACAACAGUCCGCGGGCGCCCCAGGGGGAGGUGUGGGAGAGGCAGGCCCCAAAGGAUGGGAGCCCCAGCGUCCUCCAGCAGGAGUCGUCUGUCUCUAGCUGGCCACAGGCAACUGAGUAUGACAAUGUUGUACUUAAGAAAGGUCCAAAGUGAUGGGGUACCACACUGAAGUGUACCCUCAGGGAGUGGAGGACAAACUGAGGAGGUGGAGGGAUGAUGGCUGUCUCCCCUUCCAGCUUCUGAUAGCGAGCCCUCUUGGUCACUGCAUUGGAGGCCUCUCCCUCUGUCCUUUCUGGGGCCCCAAGGCCCACUGAUGAGUCACCAGCCCAGAGCAGGAAGAACAUUCUCUAGAGACCCACCCUACUCCUCCUCCCUUUCCACUUCCUCCUCUUCCUCCCCCCUCCUCCUCUCCACCCUGGUUCCUUGACUUGGGCAGGCCUCCUGCCUACUGAUGUCCGUUUUGCUGGGCCAGCCUUGCUAAUGGUAACCAUGGGGGUAGCUGUAGCUUUCAGUGACUUCAGAUUUCUCUGCAGCAUUAAAACAUCCCUGAACUAUU
Perognathus longimembris pacificus (Pacific pocket mouse) is the source of this 1710-nucleotide messenger RNA. It is a transcript of the gene Dok2, whose product is annotated as docking protein 2. Gene Ontology annotation, cellular component: cytoplasm. The record is from RefSeq and is a predicted model, not a curated record. Gene Ontology annotation, biological process: positive regulation of MAPK cascade; cell surface receptor protein tyrosine kinase signaling pathway. NCBI's taxonomy places the organism in Eukaryota, Metazoa, Chordata, Mammalia, Rodentia, Heteromyidae.